UCCUCUUUUACUUUUUCCUCUAUCUCCCUUACUUUCUGUUCUACAUUUGUAUCUCUCCCAUUUCCCUCCGACAUUCCUAACUGCUUUAUUCUGCAUUCCAUCUCUUUCAUUCUAUUUUCCAACUGCCUUACUUCCUUAUCCCGUUGAUUUUCUCUGUUCUUUAUUUCUCUCCCUAAUCUCCUGCAUUUAUUCCGCCCUUUUUUCCUCAUUCCUUUGCAUGCCCGCUUUUAUAUCUCUUACUUCUGCCACUUGCUGAGCUGUCACCUUUAGGAUUCCCUCACUACAUGCUUUUGUAUUUGUUCCAAUUCGGUUUUCCGCCCUCCCCCUUUCCUCUCUUUCCCUACUUCCUAAUUCCAUCUCUGUUCUAAUUAUAUUCCUAAAUUUACCCAACGUUCCUGUUCCCGCUCUUAGUGCCUUCUCCGCCUUUGUCGGCCGCCCUCUCUUUGUCCUUCUCAACUCCGUCCUUCCUUUUCCCAGCGUUCCUACCUACCGAUCUCUUAUUACAAUUUCGAAAUUUCUAGUUCGGAAUUCUGCCCACCGUUACCUAUUUUCGCCUUGCGUCCAAACCUUCAAACUUUCUGUCCUUUAAACGACUGCCUUAUACCCUUUUUGUCCUUUAUCCUAUUCCCCUCCCUUAUUUCCCCUUACUCUUAACACUUAUCUACUGUGUAUAACCACACACAUCACUUAUCGUAUUCCUUUAUUUCUAAUACAAAUCACGUUUUCACAUUCUUCUCACUCGCAUACCACGAUCACGCUUUCACGCCACCUAACCAAGUCCUCAAUAUAGAACAUAUACAGGGUGUUAACAAAUAUGUAGGACAUUUUUUAAGGAUCAAGUCUUCAUACCAGUACAAUCGAAAAGUCUGUUACCAUUUUGCGAUCUGAGGCUUCAUUGUUGAGAUAUAAGCGAUUGAAAUUUACAGGCGGACUUCCUGCGCGGGUUGUUUAAAUCCCUGUCAGCUGAACGUGUGGUCGCACAUGGACGCAUUCACAUCACGUCACAUCGGAGGAAUGAAACAAGAUGGUAAAAGUGAACUUCAAUUUUGCAGUGAGAAAUGUUUGAAUCAGUAUAAAAUGAAUAUUUUUUGCCACGAAACACAAACUCAUUUAAUGCUUCACGGUUUAAACAAUGUGUCUUGCCACGAAGCGGAAAAGGCUAACUUAAUAACACCAGAACUUUGGUUUCGAAGUUGUCAGUCGCCACUGAAUAGCCCAACAGAAGACACAUAUAUAGGAAACGAACACGUAACCCCAACUUUGUUACCACCCCCUCAUGACCGAGAGGAGGAAACAGAACAAACCGAGAUUGAGAGAUCAGUGGAAUCAAAUCGAAAAGCGACGAGAAAACGGAACUCAUUUUGCAUUCGAAUAUGUACCAAAGCCAACGAAAAGAACACGAAUUUUCGCACAGAAAUAAAUAAAAACGAUGACAAUGAUAUAAAAGAACCGAUACUGACAAUAGAAGAAAACGAGUUCUGUCAAUUCAUAAAUAAUCAAAAUCAUUGCGAGGUGAGAUGUACAGAAGAAACUGCCCCGAGCAGGAAGAAUUUUAAAAAGUAUCACAGAUUGACAGAUGUUAUAGAUGGCGACCCAUACGAUUGUCAGCAGAGUGAUAAUACAUUUCUUGAAAAAAACAUAUACGUAAAAAAUAUCAAGGAUUUGCAAGAAGUGAGAGAGCGUGAUCCACUAGAAAAUGUAUUAAGAUCAUCGACUUUGUUUUCUAAUUCCACUGCGUCUGCAAUUCAAUGCGAGAAUCCAUUUGUAGUUAAAUCCUUCGGGUAUGAAUCUAAUCGAACAAAGUAUAAAAAACAAACUAGGGCGUCUUUGCAAGGAUUUUCUCCUGUACGCUCCAAUCAAGCCGAAUCCUCCGUUCCAUUGUCGACAACUCUUUUACCUCCUGUCACAAUCCUUGUACCGUAUCCCAUACCUGUGCCUAUACCAAUUCCUAUUCCUAUUCCUAUAACAAGUCCAAUUCCUAGUAAGGUAAUGUCCAGCGAACAGGAAGUUUCUCUAACACCCAAAGACACGAAAUGUGAAAAUUUGAAAUACAAUGAUUCAAUAAAAAGCAAAUGUUCCGUGACACAUGAAUCACAAUUGUGUAUAAAUGCAAACGUAUCGACGAUGGAGAGCUCGCAACAUUCAACUUCAGCGAAACUUUCUUUAACAUUGUCACCUCCUAGCAAUAACAUCAUGAACAACGAUAACGCGUAUUCGUUAAAACAUAAUACAAAAUUCUCAAGAAAACGGAACCGUUCAAAUGAAACCAUUAAUCGCGAGCACGAAGAUCUUCAGUUGAAGAAAAGGAAUAAAUUCAUAACAGCUUAAGGAAAAGACAACUUUUAAAUAAAUAUUUUUUGAUAAGAUAUAUAUAAAUUAAGCGAACAUUCUUUUCCAUAUACGAUAAAUAAUUUAAACAUAUAAGCUAUAUUUUUUAUAGCAAUUGAAUAUUUAAUGAAACGCGAUAAUUUUAUUGUUUCAAUGAAAUAAAAUUAUAUUUUGCAAUUACAACAUAACUUAUUAAUAAUUCCUAUCAAAUUAUACUUAUCGGUGCAAGGAGCAAUUUCAACAGUUGGUGUUUGCCACCCUUGAAAGACGUGAGAUUGCGCCGGCGAAUAAAGCCGUGUUUCCACACUCGAGAAAAGUCAAGGAAGUCUUGCAGAAGAUAUUUGCAACGCCGUUUACACUAACAGGCAACUUUCCGCAACAUAAGUGUCGCGCGAGAGACUGUCGGAGAAUACUGUCGCAACUUCUUGCAGGCCUGUAUACACAGGGUAGUUUGACCUGUCGGAAGAUUUCUCGCGUCAGUUUAGUUUUAAACGCCAUGCUGAGUCGACGUGAACGUGUAGCACCAGCAAUAAUGUUAUUACUUAGUAAAAAAAAGAAAAAAAGAUCUAUUUGGGUCUGACAAUGGAUCUCGAUACGGCCCGAAUACGGUUGUUUCCAAAAUUUUUAUUUAUUAUUUAUUUUAUUUUAUUUUUUCAUUAUUUAUUUAUUAUUUUCCAGAUGUACUAGUCCGCUAACUUCGACCGGUAACACGUUCGACUAAUAAAAUACUUUGCGAGCACCCUUUGGAUGGAUCCAAGGCCUGUUGGUGCUCGCGACCGGAAUAAGAAGACAGUGAGAAGAAGGCGAUCGGUUUGAUCGCCUGUCAAGCUGUCAUAUUCGAACAAGACGCCAUUGAAUGCUGACGUUCCGAAACUAAGAACACAUUUAAUUACCUUUGUUGAGAUUUGUAUUGUACACACCCUGUUAUAUAUUAAAGUUACUCGUUAAUCCUUAAAGUUCUCGUUAUGCCAAACACAAAACGUAACAUUGGUGUCAGAAGUGGUAUGCCCACUCGUAGUGGUCGCAUUUUCGCGAUCUCCGCGGAACCUUUUCCUCAAUCGACGCCCGAGCCUUCCCUGCGGGAGAUGUUCAGCGAUCUCCAGCGGAUCAUCGUUGGACAGAUGCAGGAGCAACGAAGGGAGGAUGAAGCUCAGAGGAGGGAGAAAGACGCAGAGGACCGGCGGAUACAGGCGGCCUUCGAGACACAACUGACCAGCAUCGAGGAACGUUUUCAGGUCGUAUCUGUUCCAAUAGAAAACAGCCAUUGUUCGGCUAGUGGCGACACGAACCCUCGGGCUGGGGAAACAGUACCGGUUACAGAGAGUGUUAAUUGUGUAAAUAGUAUUCACCCGGCAGUGACCCCUGUCGUCGGGACGCCCGCCGCCUCCCCGUUGUUAGAUCGACCCCGCGUGUUUAACUUGGGGUACGGAGUAAAACCGACCAUCUUUGACGGGAAAGCUUCGUGAGAAGAGUAUAAAAUUCAAUUUGAGAUCAUCACACGCGCUAACGGGUGGAGUAACAGGGAAAAGGCUACUGCCUUGAUCACGUCUCUAGGAGGGUCGGCGAGGAGCGUCCUCACGACUCUCCCCAGUGUGAAAAUUUCGUAGAUCUUGUUUCGGUGCUUGAAUUUCGCAACGGAGCAAAAAAUCUCUCAAAGUUGAACUAUGUCCUUUUCCAAAGCCAUAAACAGCGGAGAGAUGAGAGCAUCUCCUCGCUCGCCGCGAAGAUAGAACGUUUAGCUCAAUCCGCGUUUGCCGAUUGCCCGGCGGAGACCCGCGAUAAACUCGCCGCCUCUCAAUUUGUAUCAGCGUUGUCGAGCUCUGAUAUGCAGCGGGAACUGCGACUCGGCAGGUUUACAUCUCUAAGAGCCGCCGUCACCUGAGCUCUCGAAAUCGAGGCCGUCGAGGCAAUGUCGCGUAGUUCCACGGUUGAGUCACGAGAAAGAUUCCCAGAGAAACGGAAGGCUAAACCCUUUAAUUAUUUUACAAGUUUUCCGAAAAAGAGGAGUAAGCCCAACAGACCUGAAGAACGCAUCAACGACGCGUCGAGGAUCACCUGCUGGCUUUGUGGCAAGACCGGACACCUGCAAAAGGAUUGCUACAAGGCCAAGAACGGUCAGGCAUGAGCAACAGCUUCGAGGAAACCUUUUCAGGGAAACGGGAAGAGGACGGCGUAAAGGGGAGACGCCGGACUAGGAGCAGCAGUCCCCGGGUCGUCAAGAGUACGGCGAUCCAGGAGGCGAUUGGAGGUGAGGAAAUUCCAAAGAAGGAGAUGUACGUAUGUGGAAAAAUUAGCGGAAAGCCCUGUAGAAUUAUUUUUGUCACGAGUUCUCCCGUUAAUCUUUUGGAGCAAGAAUUAUGUCCAUCGAAGAACAUCAUACGGACAAGACUUGACAUUCGUUCCACUACUGGCAAGAAAAUUAAGGUCUACGGGAAGGAGAGUUUGGAAGUUGACAUUGGAGGAUUUUCGACCGUAGAAGACUUUUACAUCGUCGACAUGGUGGAGAAGGGCAUCCUGGGAACAGCCUUUUUGAGGAAACACCGUUGCAUCAUUGAUUUGUCCCAGAAUCUUCCCGGCAAGCCGAAGAUUCACCUGAGCGAACCGGCCGUCGAGAAGAAGAAACCGGAGAAGGAGAAGGAAGCGAUCAUUCCACAGCAUUUGGAGGAGCUGUACACCCGUUGCUCUUCAGGUUUGUCAGAAGGAUAACAGAAACUAUUUGCUGAGCUACUUUGUGAAUUUCAGAAUGUUUUUGCGGUGAAUUUGAAUCAGCUCGGAAACUGCGACAGGGUGAAGCACAUCAUCAACACAGGAGACUGCUCGCCCAUAAAACAAGCCCCGCGGAGAUUGCCUAUCGUUGAUAUACAUCGUCGAAUGAAAGUGCACAAGUUGGUCAAGAAAAUGAUCGCCCAAGGCGUACUCGAGGAAUCACGGAGCCCGUGGUCUUCUCCCAUCAUCCUUGUGUAGAAGAAGGAUGGAAGUUUGCGAUUCUGCGUAGAUUUUCGACGACUGAACGAGAUCACGAAAAAGGACUCGUACCCCCUUCCCCGCAUCGAGGAUACCCUGGACGCACUCGCUGGAUCAUCGUGGUUUUCUACCGUAAACUUGCAGAGCGGAUACUGGCAGAUCUCUAUGGACGAGAAGGAUCGGGAAAAAACUGCUUUUUCGGUAGGAACAGGACUGUGGCAGUUCAAUGUGAUGCCCUUUGGAUUAUGUAACGCCCCUGCAAGUUUCGAACGUCUGAUGGAGGAACUACUUCAAAAUGUAACUUGGAAGAUUUGUCUAGUAUAUUUAGACGACAUCAUUAUCUACGAAACUGAUUUCGAGCAAGAGCUCGAACGCCUCCGAACAGUGUUCUCACGUCUACGUCAGGCCGGACUAUUAAUGAGCCCCAAAAAAUGCUCUUUCUUCUGUCGGAAAGUGAAGUAUCUGGGACACAUCGUCAGCGAGAGUAGAGUCAAGACGGAUCCAGAAAAGAUCAAGGCAAUUUCGAAAUGGCCAAAGCCGAAGAAUAUUACGGAAUUGAGAAGUUUCUUAGGAUUGUGCACUUAUUACAGGAAAUUUGUAAAGGAUUUCUCCAGGAUCGCCAAGCCUCUGCAUCGCCUCACCGAGGCCAAACAGAAUUUUCUCUGGACCGAAGAUUGCCAAGAAGUUUUCCAGGAAUUGAAGAGGAGACUGUCUGGGACCCCGGUCUUAGCCAGUCCUCGACCCAGCAGUCGAGAAGGAUUUUAUUCUGGACACGAACGUUUCUAAUUUCGCUAUAGGAGGCGUCCUUUCCCAGAAACAUGAAGGACAGGAAAAGGUCGUGGCUUAUUUUUCCAAAACCUUAGGGAAGGCGGAGAGGAACUACUGUGUCACCCGAAGAGAAUUACUGGCAGUGGUAAAAUCUAUUGAACGUUUCUGUCCGAUCCAGUGUCCAGCAAGGCGCGGACUUCCAGAAGUUCCGCAGAAUGCGCCUCCACUUUCACCUUGGCCGUCGCGAGGAGAGCUGUGGGUCGCACUGAAGCAGAGCACGCGAAGGACGAUGCCACAUUUUGAAGGUCGGCGUCCGGAGUUGACGAAGUCGACGGUUCCUCCUCCCGCUGCGUCGCGUUCGUUGACAGAACUGCCAUCGCCUCGUGGAGCAGCGUGUGAUGUCGUUUGCUACACAGUAAGCAAACUCGAACGGACGGGCACUUCGCGACAUCAUGACCCACGGUUAGACAAUUGGAACACGCUUUCAACUGUUGAGCUCGUUCCUUCCUUUUCUGUGAAGACAACGAUUUAAAUUUCGGACAAUAUGAAAAGUUAUGAUUCCCGUAGCACGUAGGACACUUCCGAGACGCGGUACUUUUCGUUGAUGCAGCGAAGACUGCAGCGUUCCUUUCCUUCAAGGACGCUUCAUUUUUUAUUUUAGGCGGUGCAUUCCUUGACGGUACAGGGUGCAACACCAGGUCGCUCGUGAGGGCGGGAUCCAGCGCCUGGAUGCGGUUUUCCAGGAAUGAAGACAGUUGUUCGAAGGACGGCACGUCGCGCGUAUUCGUGAGAGAGGUCUCCCAAGCAAGUUCCGCGGCGGACUGUUGUUGCGCGGGGGACGUGAGAGAAGGGCGCGAUGAUGCGAGAAAGACAAGAGGCGCAAAUUUCCAUAUCGCUUUUCGAGAUCCUUCCACGCUCUUUGGUACCCGACCUGGGUGAGAGAGGUAUUCCUGAUGACCUCCGCUGCUUCGCCGGUCAAAGCCGACUCGAGAGCAUCUCCAGAGAACGUGGGCAAUUAGAUUUUUGGCAAUUGCACCCUUUCAUCUGGGUCGGAAAGUACCUGCUCUUUACCCGACGGGCCCGCGGUGGUCGAGUCCGAAAGACACUGCGCGAUCUUCGAAGCUACGUCAAGGUUGGUCCAAAAACGUUGAAUCCAACGUCCGAGUUUAAGGUGCUCCCGUAAAAUAUCAGCAAAGGAUACGAGACUCAUCGCGGACCGUUUCCACGAAUCGGGCCGUUUCCAGAAAACGUUACGAGAAGCGACGGUUCACGGUUCAAACGGUUCCGAUGUUCGUUUGCAAACACUGGCGCGACCGCGACGGACCAUACCCGUAGUUUGUAAUCGUUAGCGAGAAUUUGAACAAACCAGUCAGUCUGCCGAUGAUGGAUCACUUCACUGUUCACCCACGUCACAAGAGAAGAAAAAACUGUUCGAGUACACGAUCCGGCUCGAAGGACCAGAAUGUUCGUUCGAUAUCGUCCCGCGGCCUUUUCUGGGAUUAGCUUACGAACGGGAGAAGAAAAAUAACCUGCCCGAAUCGUGGUUUUACCGAAGCAAGUGUUAUUGCUUCCGUGGUGAAACUGUACUAUAAUUAUUAUACAAUAAAAUUAUA
Messenger RNA from Hylaeus volcanicus, 7673 nucleotides. RefSeq lists its product as uncharacterized. The coding region runs from base 982 to 2328 and encodes 448 amino acids. The transcript is spliced from 6 exons. Lineage: Eukaryota; Metazoa; Arthropoda; Insecta; Hymenoptera; Colletidae. Gene Ontology annotation, biological process: animal organ development. The record is from RefSeq and is a predicted model, not a curated record. Gene Ontology annotation, cellular component: nucleus.